UAUUCUCAAUCAGCAAAACACACAAAGGCAAAUUCCUCUUCUAUCUCUGUUUUAACAGAAGACAAAAAGCCGAAGGCAAAAAAAAGGUUCCAACUUUCGUCUGAAUUCUUCAAAAAUACAUCUUUUUGAGCAAUGUUUUGAAGAUUUUGCUGUCUUUGACAACUGCAUCGGCAGUGUACUGGAGAUAUCCAUUCUAGCUCUAGUGCUUCAGAUUCAGCAGUCAUUCUCUUCUGAAAGAACCUUUGGUUUUUGAGAUGUCGUGACUAGUUUUAGUGUAGACAUUUGCUGAUCAGUGUCUUCCUUUGGCACAGCUCACAGUGAGUGAGUUACUUAUUGUCAGAUGCAAGCAUCUCAGGGACCUCAAAGGCCAUGUAGUGUACAUAAAUUGUGCAAUCAGCCAAUGCAGCAAGUUCAGCAAUACUACACCCCUUGCCAUGCUUCUGAUAACAGCAGUUAUAAUGAUGGUAGCAACUCCGGAACAGAGGUUUCUUUAAAGACACAGAAUGAAAAGUUCUUCACUAUGGACUCAUUUCCGGCUACUGACUGUGCCAUCUACGAUGCAGAUCCUUCCAUAAGCGUCUCUUCCAACAGGAGUCCUUUCUCUCCUCAAUGUUCUCAGUCAAACAUGUUUGAGAAACGUCGUUCCUCUGAGAACACUUCUGGUUCACCUGUAAGUUUGUGUUCAGGAGUUGAUGACAGCAACGGAAAGAAGCAUGAGCUGUGGGAACUGAAUAAUAAGUUGCUAAGGCCUGAAUCCGAUAUUGAUGACAGCUGCAGUUGCUCGUUAAAUGGUGUAGUCUCAAAACAUUUUUCCUUGACAAGGCGGAAUCAAGUAUUGGACGUAGCCUCAAGAUUGGACUUGAAAGAGUUGCUCGUUGCCUGUGCUGAAGCAGUAGAUGAAGCUGAUACCUCGACUGCAGAAGUUCUGAUGGAUGCUUUGGAGAAAAGGGUAUCGGUUUCUGGGGAACCUAUGCAACGACUGAGUGCAUACAUGUUGGAAGGUCUAAGAGCACGAUUAUUGUCCUCCGGGAGUAACAUAUACAAAAAACUGAAGUGCAACGAACCAACUAGCUCAGAAUUGUUGUCCUACAUGCAAGUCCUCUAUAACAUCACCCCUUACUUCAAGUUCGCUUAUAUGUCCGCCAAUGUUGUCAUAAGCGAAGCCAUGAAGAACGAGAAUAGAAUCCAUAUCAUUGAUUUUCAAAUUGCACAGGGAAGUCAAUGGAUGUUCCUCAUCCACUAUCUGGCUCGUCGGCCUGGUGGUCCGCCAUUUCUCCGCAUCACAGGCGUUGAUGAUUCCCAAUCAGCUCAUGCACGCGGUGGUGGACUUCAGCUAGUCGGCGAAAGGUUAGCGAGCAUUGCCAAGUCCUGCGGAGUGCCUUUCGAAUUCCAUAAUGCUGCAUUGUCAGGCUGUAUGGUCAAACUAGAGAACCUACGAGUUAGACAUGGAGAAAGCCUGGCAGUUAACUUCCCUUACAUGUUGCACCACAUGCCAGACGAGAGCGUAAGCACUAUGAACCAUCGAGACCGCCUAUUAAGACUAGUCAAGAGCUUGUCUCCCAAAAUCGUGGCCCUAGUUGAACAAGAAAUGAACACCAAUACUGCCCCUUUCCUUCCAAGGUUCCGUGAAACUCUAGAUUACCACAAAGCAAUGUUCGAAUCAGUCGAUGUAACUCGCCCGAGGAAUGACAUGCAGCGGAUCAGAUCAGAGGAGCAUUGUAUUGCACGGGAUGUUGUCAAUCUCAUAGCAUGUGAAGGGGCUGAUAGAGUGGAAAGGCAUGAAGUUUUUGGCAAGUGGAGGUCAAGACUUUUGAUGGCUGGAUUUACACCAUGCCCACUGAGUCCAUCGGUUGCUGAGACCAUCAAGGUCAUGCUGAAGGAGUAUAGCUCAAAUUAUAAGCUUGCUGAAAGCCAGGGGGCGCUUUAUAUUGGAUGGAACAACAGAGCUUUAGCAACUUCUUCUGCUUGGCAAUAACCUCAUUCGUUGCCUUUGGGAUCUUGAUAUAAGCAUUUGGAAGAACAGAAGAGCCGAGACCGUUUCUUUGAAACUUUUUUCUUGUUAUAGAGAGGUAAGUCUCUGAAAUCUCGAGCUUGUAAAUCCCAGUGUAGGAAUUAGCAGAGGUAGUUAAGCUCUAUAGUAGACACCAUAAACUCAGCUGGCAUCUGUUAAUCAAACAUGAAAUUAGCAGAGAAUUUUGUUGUAAUGAACCAAACUUACCAGCUUACUUAACCAGAAGUUUAGUUUGUUAUGCCAACUUGUAAUGAUAAAUCUGUUUUGGGCAUAAAGUUUCUAUCUUAUGUUUUUCUUUUAGUUUUUA
This is a messenger RNA of Solanum tuberosum (potato), 2318 nucleotides long. Its product is annotated as scarecrow-like protein 21. The transcript is spliced from 3 exons. The coding region runs from base 341 to 1975 and encodes 544 amino acids. The record is from RefSeq and is a predicted model, not a curated record. NCBI's taxonomy places the organism in Eukaryota, Viridiplantae, Streptophyta, Magnoliopsida, Solanales, Solanaceae.